AUGAGUUUUAAAAAAUGGACACCCCGCAAGCAAGGCACACAGGUUGCUGCAUGUCCUGGUUUAUUCAAAUCAAAUGCCUUGGGAAGAAUAUUUACAGUCAAUCCAAGGCAGACUGAGUGCUUUUAUUUUCGACAGCUGUUGGUUAAUGUCACCGACUCAUUGUCAUUUCAAGAUAUACGUAAAGUCGAUGGACAUCAGCAUCCAACGUAUAAAGAUGCAUGCUUUGCACUCGGCUUGCUGGAAGACGACAACCUGUGGGAAUGUAUGCUUGCUGAAGCAGCAUUGAACUGUUCUGCAAAGCAAAACCGUUUACUAUUUGCUAUAGUAUUAACUACAUGUUUCCCGGCCCGUAUAGAAACAUUAUGGGAUAAUCACAAAAAUUCGAUGACUGAUGAUAUACGGUAUCAACAUCGCACACGUUGCAACGAUAGCAUUCAGCGACGCUAUGCACACUGA
Molecule: messenger RNA, 456 nt
Organism: Parasteatoda tepidariorum (common house spider)
Lineage: Eukaryota; Metazoa; Arthropoda; Arachnida; Araneae; Theridiidae
Source: RefSeq, a predicted model, not a curated record